Molecule: messenger RNA, 1464 nt
Organism: Strongylocentrotus purpuratus (purple sea urchin)
Lineage: Eukaryota; Metazoa; Echinodermata; Echinoidea; Camarodonta; Strongylocentrotidae
Product: mucin-5AC-like
Exons: 3
Coding region: 1-1464 (487 amino acids)
Source: RefSeq, a predicted model, not a curated record
AUGACUAAGAUCUCUUCUCUUAACACAUCUGUCUCUCACAAUAACGCCUCUACUUUCUCUGCCUUCUCUCCUCCUGACACCUUCUCUGCUCCUAACACCUCUGUCUUCUCUCAUCCAGACUCUUCCUUCUCUGCUCCUUAUGCCUCUACCUUCUCUUCUUCUACCAACUUCUCUCCUAACACCUCUACCUUCUCUCCUCCUGACACCUUCUCUGCUCCUAACACCUCUGCCUUCUCUUCUUCUACCAACUUCUUUCCUAACACCUCUACCUUCUCUCCGCCUGACACCUUCUCUGCUCCCUAUGCCUCUACCUUCUCUCAUCCAGACACUUCCUUCUCUGCUCCUAACACCUCUGCCUUCUCUCCUCCAGACUCGUCCUUCUCUGUUCCUUAUGCCUCUACCUUCUCUUCUUCUACCAACUUCUCUCCUAACACCUCUACCUUCUCUCCUCCUGACACCUUCUCUGCUCCUAACACCUCUGCCUUCUCUUCUUCUACCAACUUCUUUCCUAACACCUCUACCUUUUCUCCUCCUGACAUCUUCUCUGCUCCUAACACCUCUACCUUCUCUCCUCCAGAGUCUGCCUUCUCUGCUCCUAACACCUCUGCCUUCUCUCCUCCAGAGUCUUCCUUCUCUGUUCAUGAAACCUUCUCGGCUCCUAACACCACUGUCUUCUCUCCUCCGGACUCUUUCUUCUCUGCUCCUUAUGCCUCUACCUUCUCUGCUCCUAGCACCUCUGCCUUCUCUCCUCCAGACUCGUCCUUCUCUGCUCCUAACACCUCUACCUUCUCUCCUCCAGAGUCUGCCUUCUCUGCUCCUAACACCUCUGCCUUCUCUCCUCCAGAGUCUUCCUUCUCUGUUCAUGAAACCUUCUCGGCUCCUAACACCACUGUCUUCUCUCCUCCGGACUCUUUCUUCUCUGCUCCUUAUGCCUCUACCUUCUCUGCUCCUAGCACCUCUGCCUUCUCUCCUCCCGACACUUUCUCUCCAAACACAUCUUUCUCUUCUAUCACAUCUUUCAAUCAUCCUCACGCCUAUUCCCUCACUCCUCAGCCUCUUGAUAACACAGACCCAAUGAUUCCACUUAUGAUUGAUAAAAAGGACAAUAAGUACAGCAAUAUCCUUGUUAGAUCCAAGGAUCUCCAUUCCCUAAUAACGAAGGCAGGGGCCUCACUAAUACCUGCUGUAAUCCUGUUGAAUGGAGCGAUUGAUUUGGUCUUCGCCAAGGAAGAACUUGCAGAGUCCGGGGGCAUGGGCAAAAGGAAAAAUAACAAGGCGCCCCUGGACUCUGCAAAAGUUGAAGCAGUGCAAGAAAACCAGAUGAAGGAGCAACCAGCAGAUGUCCCUUCUUCAGUCUCAAGAAGACUUCUGACCAACUACAUGAAAAUGGAAUGGCAGAUUAUUACAUUUCUUCAGAGGGUGCAGUUGCCUCUGCUCCAGUAUAACCAAGCCCCUACUUUCUAA